AAAAACCCAUCUUUCCUUUGUCACUCGGAUCUUUCUAGGGCUUCUGACCAAAAAACAAAAAACUUGUUUACUUUCCUUUUUUGUCGAAUUUCAUUCCAUUUCUUGCCCUCAACUUUAACUUCCUUUCCCGUUCCUAGAAUCUCUGUAUUGCUCGUUCGUCCCAGUAUACAUUUUCCUGGAAAGAUUGUCCAGAAUCUGUCGUUUUAUUGCGAUUUUUUUUUGUCUUUGACAAACAGAACUCGGACUCUUGUCUACUGGGUCUCGUCUUCUUGAUUUUCCGGUGGGACAUUUUCUUCUCGGUCAACUUCUCUCCGGGUUCCGAUCUCUGUGGAUCUCGAAGCAGCUGGAAACAAAAUGGUGAGAGGAAAGAUUGAGAUGAAAAGAAUCGAAAACGCGACGAGCCGGCAGGUGACGUUCUCGAAACGGCGAAACGGACUCUUGAAGAAAGCUUACGAGCUAUCAGUUCUUUGCGAUGCCGAGGUUUCUGUCAUAGUCUUCUCUGAGAAAGGCAGACUCUGCGAGUUCUCAAGCUCCGAAAUGCAGAAGACAAUGGAACGUUACCGUAAGUACACAGAUAGCAACAACAAUCAGAUCAGCAAGUCCGGUAACCAAGAUUACAUACAGCUAUUGAAGCAAGAAACAGCAAGCAUGAUCAGAAAGAUUGAGCUCCUUGAAGUUCAUAAGCGGAAGCUAUUGGGACAAGGCCUUGCUUCCUGUUCCAUAGAAGAGCUCCAUGAACUUGAUAGCCAGCUUCAAAUAAGCUUAAGCCAUAUCCGAGCAAGAAAGGCUCUGCUGUUCAACGAGCAGGUGGAGAAACUAAAAACAAAGGAGAAAUUACUGUGGAAAGAGAACACGAGAUUAUGCCAAAAGUAUGGUACAAAUCCAUUGGAAGCACGAGUCCUACAAGACAAGUCACGGGCAAUAACUCCGAGUUUGGAGGUAGAAACCGAUUUGAUCAUCGGUUUACCUGAGAGAAGUUCGUAGCUUUAUAUAAAAUUUGGGAUGGAGAUUCAUGUAAAUUAUUACGAAGAAACAUUUGAAAUAUUUGGAUAACAAGAAAAAAGAAAAAAAAAUAACUCGUAAUGUAUUUUAUAUGGUUUUCAAUCGAUUUAUGUAACCCAAUAAAGAUAGAGAAAUUGCAUUGGUAUGUCUA
This is a messenger RNA of Tarenaya hassleriana, 1153 nucleotides long. RefSeq names its product MADS-box protein AGL42-like. Gene Ontology annotation, molecular function: DNA-binding transcription factor activity, RNA polymerase II-specific; protein dimerization activity; RNA polymerase II cis-regulatory region sequence-specific DNA binding. The record is from RefSeq and is a predicted model, not a curated record. Gene Ontology annotation, biological process: positive regulation of transcription by RNA polymerase II. NCBI's taxonomy places the organism in Eukaryota, Viridiplantae, Streptophyta, Magnoliopsida, Brassicales, Cleomaceae. The coding region runs from base 355 to 984 and encodes 209 amino acids. Gene Ontology annotation, cellular component: nucleus. The transcript has 8 exons.